CCACAACAGCGCCCAGCGCUGACCAAUGGCGCAACACUUCCGGGUUGGGCGGGGUUUGUUUCUUUCCUCCCGUUGCGGUGACGUCAUGCCCGUCGCGUGUGACGUCACGAGCGCUCCGCGGCGCGCGGGCCCGGCUCCAUGGUGGAGCAGGAGAGGCUGCGGCGGCUCCUGAGGCUGGUCCAGGAGGGAAACCUGGCUCUCCUCCGGGAUGAGCUGAGGCUGGAUGAGGUUCCUGAGGCUCCCAGCUGGCGCUGGGGACGUUUGGGAGAUUCCCUGCUGCACCACGCGGCUCGCUCGGGACACCGGGAUGUGCUGGAAUUCCUGGUCCAGGAGAUCGGGAUGGACAUGGAGGUGGCCAAUGGGGACUACAAGAGACCCCUCCAUGAGGCUGCUUCCAUGGGACACUGGGAAUGUGUGUCCUUCCUCCUGGAGAGAGGGGCGAGCGUGGACUGCCUGAAAAAGGGUGACUGGACUCCCCUGAUGAUGGCUUGCACCAGGAAAAACUUGGAAGUGAUCAAGACUCUGGUGGAGCACGGAGCCAACCCGUUGUUGAGGAACAAGGAUGGCUGGAAUUGCUUCCACAUUGCCAGCAGGGAAGGGCAUCCCGAGGUGCUCCGCUACCUCCUGGAUGUGUCCCCAGGCUGCUGGGACACGGAGAGCACCACGGGCAGAACUCCUCUGCACACAGCAGCAAUGCACGGCUGUUCCCAGGUCGUGGAGCUGCUCCUGGAACGGUGCCAGUACCAACCUGACAGCAGGGACAGCUGUGGGGUCACUCCCUUCAUGGACGCGCUCCAGAACGGGCACGUCGGCAUCGCCCGGCUGCUCCUGGAGAAACACCAGGCCUGUCCCACGGCUGUGGAUGCCCUGGGUGCUCAGGCCCUGCACAGGGCAGCUGUGACAGCCCAGGAUGGCUCCAUCCAGUUCCUGGUGUCCGAGCUGGGCGUGGAUGUCAACGGCAGAGCGACGUCCCUGCAGCUGCCAGCCCUGCACUACGCAGCCAAGGAAGGACAUGGACACACCAUCCAGACCCUGCUGUCCCUCGGAGCUGAUCUCCAGGCCAAGGAUGGGAAGGGCCGUUCUGCCCUGCACGUGGCCAGCGGCGGGCAGCGCGCCGAGGCCGCGGGGACCCUGCUGCGCGCCGGGCUCCGCGACGGCCCCGACGGCACGGGGACGCUGGCCCGGCAGCUGGCCAGGAGGCCUGAUGUCGUCCAGCUCUUCCAGGGAACACCAGCCAGCUCCUGAAGAAGAGGAACCUGCUCCUUUUUCAUGCGGGUACGGUGGUUAUUCCU
This is a messenger RNA of Motacilla alba alba, 1292 nucleotides long. Its product is annotated as ankyrin repeat domain-containing protein 16-like. Gene Ontology annotation, cellular component: cytoplasm. NCBI's taxonomy places the organism in Eukaryota, Metazoa, Chordata, Aves, Passeriformes, Motacillidae. Gene Ontology annotation, molecular function: protein binding. The coding region runs from base 139 to 1245 and encodes 368 amino acids. The transcript has 8 exons. The record is from RefSeq and is a predicted model, not a curated record.